GGAGCAGGAGGACAGCAGGAAUGGAGCCUCUGUGUGUGUGUGAGUGUGUGUGAGAUGGGCCGGACCGUCGCCACGUUCGUCGCGGACACCGGCCGAGGAUGCUCGAGCUGCGCCGAUCGGAUUCCUGCUGAAUUUCCCUUUUUCGGCUGAAAAUCUCACCUCGUGAGGCGCCCGGCGUCAUCGCGACAGAGACGCGCUCGGAGUCGGACACCCGGGCGAGGCGAGGGGGGGGACGAGGAGGAGGACGCGCCGCCGCCGGCCGCUGCACGUUGCACACAGCUCGCCAUUGUUCCCGCGGAGAGCGCGAGCCAGCGACCCGGAGAGAUCCGGGGCUCUGCGUGUGUGCGUGCGCGCGCGCGCGCGGGCGGGCUUGUGUGUUUAGCGCAUCUUCGACGUUUUCCCGGCCAGAGAUACUGAGAGAUGUGGCUCCACGCGAUAUGCGCGCUUUGCGGCAUCCAGAGCACGCUCUCCUUCCUGGUUGCCCUGCGAGAUGACGCUAGCAUCGCCGUGUCCCUGGAGGCCUCGGAUGUGAGGGGAAGCGGGGUGGCGUACGCGGCCAAGGUAGCCGGCGAGCCCAGGACCCGCUUCCUGCAGUUUGAGAACUUCAGCGCCGCGCUGCCCCCAGCCCUGGUGUUCGACGCCUCCUACCACGGCCUGUGCUACGCGGUCACCCUCAUGGUCGAUGACGGGACAGAGUGGUCGAAGGCGGCGGCGCCCGUCCGCAUCCUCACGGAGCCUCUUCCAGUCGACAGUGUGCUCAUCCACGACUACAAGGCCUCCCCAGAGACGGGUGUCGUCUUUGAGAUGAAGUACGCGGAAAAUAACGUGUUCACCAGGGUGAACAUCAGCUACGUGGAGGGGAAGGAGCUGCGGACUAUGCUCUACAAAGAUUUCUCCAAGGGGAAAACGGUGUUCAAGCACUGGCUUCCGGGCGUCUGCUACAGCAACGUCACGUUCCAGCUGUUGUCGGAAGCCUCGUUCAACGGGAGCACCCUUGCCCGCCGCAGCGGGAUCACCCACGAGCCGGCGCAACACAGGACAGUUCCAAACCCUCCCCUCAACGUCUCCGUUAAGGUGGUUCAGCUCAGCAGCGGGGCUCUGUCAGAGGGGAAGAUCGGUAGGCCUCCCUCCCGGAGAGUGCGCGACGUCCCCCUUAUGGAGGAGCAGGAAGAGGCGGAGGCUCACGAGGAGGAAGUAGAGCCUGUGGAGGAGCAGACUGAGGCUCAGGAGGAGGAGGAGGAGGAGCCCAAGAGCGAGGCGGACCCCGUCCGACCUGUGAAUUCCUCUAUGGAACGCUCCUUCGCCAAUGACACCGAAGAUGAGAAUGCGCCCGACCCUUACUGGGAGGUGGCCACGUCGAGCCCCGCCCCAGGCGCCCAGGAGGAGUUUGUAAAUGCCGUGGUGCCGGACGAGUCCAACGAGUCGGGCUCGGCCGCGGAACCGUCCUCGUUUCCCUCGUCGCUACCCACGGAGAGACCCCCCGUCCUGCUGGAGCUGCGAUGGCUGCCGCCGCGGGCCCCCUCCGCCUUCGAUGGCUUCAACGUGUAUGUGUACCACGAUGAAAACUGCACGGAGACGGCCACCGUGGAUGACAACACCCAUGAGUUCUUCCUGAAGCUCAGGGAGCCCGGAACCUACCGGGUGCUGGUGCGCACCCUGAGCACGUCCGGCCGCUGCGAGCCCCGGGAGAGCGCCAGGGACACCGGUGUCACCUUCUACCUCAGUCCCGGCGGCGAGUGGUUCGAGCAGCCUGCGGAACGGCCCCAGGCGGUCAGCGUCACGCUCCUGGGGCCGAGCACGGCAGCUGUAUCCUGGGCCCCCGGCGCAGAGGGCCGCAAUGGCAGCCUGGUGUCCGUGCUGUCGCUGACGUGCCUCAAACCGAGCCUCGGCCAGAGGACGGAGAGCACCUACUGCGGCGAGGAAAACUCCACCAGCGAUAUUAUCACCAAUCUGACUCCAGGGGCGCAGUACAGGGUAGUGGUUUACCACACCAACGGACCGCUGGUGAGCCCGCCAUCGGACCCCGUCAUCAUCGCAAUAGAGCCGACGGGGGUCCGGGACCUGGCCGUGCACCCCCUGAGCCCGUCGGCGGUGAUCCUCACCUGGCAGCGCCCCUACCGCGUGGCCUUCCGCAAGUACAUCCUCGAGACGUUCUUCUUCAGCCCCGUCACACAGACCUCCAAGUGGAGCACCUACUACGAGGUUGCCGCCACCGCCUCGGUCACGGCUUCCGUGAGGGUGACCGACCUGCUCCCGGCCUGGCACUACAAGUUCCGCGUUACCAUGGUGACGUGGGGGGAGCCGGCGCUGCGUUGCUGCGACAGCUCCACCGUGAGCUUCAUCACAGCUCCCGAGGCGCCCCACAUCUCAUCGGUGGACUUCUCGAACGGCAUUCUGUAUGUGCGCUGGACCUACGGGGACAUCUUCACCGACCUGUCGCACUCCCGCAUGCUGCACUGGCAGGUGGUUGCUGAGGGCAAGAAGAGCGUGAAGAGGCGCAUUUCUGUCGAUGUAACUCGCACGGUCAUGAAGGCGGCUCUGGCCCUCCCCCCCGGAGACAUCUACAACCUGACGGUGACCGCGUGCACGGAACGCAGCCGGAACACGUCCACCCCCCACAUCGUCAAACUGGAACCGGCGUCGCCCAGGUCUCUUUACGCCGUCAACAGCACGCACACGUCCGUGAGCCUUGUGUGGGUGGAGGAGGGAGUGGUGGACUUCUACCAGGUCCUCUGCAAGCCGCUCAGUCUGAAUAAGGAGCUCAAGGGAAGGGAACCCCAGAUCGUCCACGGUCACAUGGCCACCAUCUCCGGUCUGCGGCCAGCCACGGCCUACAACUGCAGCGUGACCAGCUAUAGCUACAGCACCCCCAGCGAGCCCACCUAUGUGGGCGUCUCCACCCCAGCAAGGGAGAUGAACCCCAGUGUGGCGGCGAUCUCGGCCCUGGCAGUCCUCAGCGUCCUCCUCGUCAGCCUGAUCGCCCUCAUCCUCCUGGUCCUCCGCAAGAAACACCUGCAGAUGACAAGGGAGUGCAGCGCUGGAACCUUUGUCAAUUUUGCCUCGUUCGAGAGGGACGGGAAGCUGCCGUACAACUGGCGAAGGAGUCUCUUUGCCUUCCUAACCCUCCUGCCAUCCUGCCUGUGGACUGACUAUCUUUUGGCUUUUUAUAUUAAUCCUUGGGGAAAGACUGCUUUAAAGAAAAGGAAGCUAACAAGCCCUGUCCAGCUUGAUGAUUUUGAUGCCUACGUCAAAGACAUGAGCAAAGACUCUGCCUACAAGUUUUCUCUCCAGUUUGAGGAGCUGAAGAGUGUGGGUCUGGAUCUGUCCCACGAUGCCGCAGACCUCCCGGUUAAUCGACCUAAGAAUCGCUACACCAACAUCCUACCUUAUGACUUUAGCCGCGUGAAGCUCGUGUCCAUGCACAACGACGAGGGCUCGGACUACAUCAACGCCAAUUACAUUCCGGGCUACAAGUCGCCUCGUGAGUACAUCGCCACCCAGGGGCCCCUCCCCGAGACCCGCAAUGACUUCUGGACGAUGGUGCUGCAGCAGAAGUCCCGUAUCAUCGUCAUGCUCACGCAGUGCAGCGAGCGCCGGAGGGUGAAGUGUGACCACUACUGGCCCUUCACGGAGGAACCGGUAGCCUACGGGGAGGUCACCGUGGAGAUGCUGUCCGAGAAGGAGGGUCCCGAGUGGACAGUGAGGAACUUCCGCUUGGGAUACGCGGAUGAGACUCAGGACGUGCUGCACUUCAACUACACGUCGUGGCCUGACCACGGCGUCCCUACGGUGAAUGCCAUCGAGAGCAUCUUGCAGUUCGUCUACAUCAUCCGGCAGCAGGCGGGGAAGAGCCGAGGUCCCGUCGUCGUGCACUGCAGUGCCGGAGUGGGCCGGACGGGGACCUUCAUCGCUCUGGACCGGCUGAUGCAGCACAUCCGGGAGCACGAUUUCAUCGACGUGCUGGGCCUGGUGGCCGAGAUGCGCUCUCACAGGCUGUGCAUGGUGCAGACGGAGGAGCAGUAUGUGUUUAUCCACCAGUGUGUCCAGCUCAUGUGCCGGAAGAAGAGGCAGCAGACAGUCUCCAGUGACGUCAUCUACGAGAACGUCACCAAGUCCUAACCAUGGAUGCAGUGUCACAGCGCUCCAUGCACCCUUUCCUGCAUCAGGCUUUCCUUCAUCUUUCAUAACAUAGAAGAACAACACAAGAACAGGAAAAAUUAAACAAAAAUAAAUACAUUAAAAAAUCAUAAUAAAUGAAUAAAUUUUAAAAAAAAAAGUUUGAUUUCUCAGAGGCAGGAAAAAGAACCUGUCCGAGAGCCUUUGAACGCCCACUUCCCAUCGGCGUGGAUCACGCGACCACUCAAACGUAGCAGGAAGAUGCACAUUUCUGAAGCCGGCGCCCCCUAGAGGACACUGAGGGGAGCCGCAAGCUGCAGGUGGAGGUGCCACGCUACCGGUGGAAUGUUGAACCGAUGGAUUUCUUAGCCGUGUCAUUUUAAUAUCAGUGGUUUAUGUUCAUAUCAGGCCUAGUGGAAACCUAGAUCACACUUAACUUCAUCAUGUUUCACAGUGUUUCCAUGUUGCUGCAUUGCUGUUGUGACAUUCGUACCUUAAUCGCGGGACAGUCUAGGUAGCAGUGCAUGUGGUGAGCUGAUCUUAUUCACGCGUUGUCAUCUGUUUGGACAGUUAGCCUUGGUCUCCACACCUUUUAAAAGCUCUCAUUUCAGCGCCCUGGCGAUGAGAGAGGCCAUCUUUAACGCUAGUGUCCCACGGCCUCAGACAUAUCAGACCAAAAUGUUCUCAUCUGCAAAUAGCUGAAAGGAUGACUUCUACAAACAGGUGACAUCAAUGUUACAUUGGUGUCAGAAGUGGGAUGGGGGAAAGCCAUAAGGCAAUGGAUCCGUGAGCUCGUGGCUUCCACCACGUAUUGCCAAGUUGGUGGGAUCACGGCUACAGCACUGAACUUCUGUCAAAGACUCUUGCAGAAGCACCUCUGAUGGACAGAGCUGAAAUGGAUUGGAAUAUCAUGUUAACUACAGUAAAUUGGAAACUGCCCUUCAGCCACUCAGCUCUUGCUCAUACCGAUGGUGGGUAAUCUUGCUGCACUAAAUACCUGUGUGUUACUUUAUUAUUUGUAUUUUUUAUGUGUAUGUGCUUCUUGAGAUUUAUGUACCUUUUGCCUAAACUUGAAACUACUGUACGAUGGUACCGAAAAUGAUGGCUUGAAAUGUUUUUAGGUUUACCAGGGUACGCUUACUGUGUGGUUUUAAAUCUUACAGUACGGUCAUGUGGAUAUUGUAAAAAUGGACAUGAAGGAAUGUGGAAAGUUCCCCACGUGUUCAAGGCCCUGUUGCUGAAUUCUGGUUUCACCAGGUCCAGAGGACAGGAACCUCAGAAUAAACCCAGUAUGAUUUAGUUUGCUGCGAGUUUCACGUCAGGGCUUAUUAACUCCCAUUGCCAUGUGUUAUUGGUGUCUUUUGUGUUUACAGUGUCUCACCUGGAGUUCAUCCUACUUUAUUACAAGUACAGCGGGUGUUUUAGAGCUGGACUUUGAACCCAAGGCUGAGGUCUCAUGCCUCCGUACUCCACUCUUACAGGACGUUAAGGUACAUAAUGAAGUGUGAAUAAGCUGUAAGUCGACAUUCCGCUGAGAUUCUUCAGCUGUGUCAAACAGCGGUCAUUAGCACAGUGUAACUACAGCUCACUGACAACCUGUGUAAAUGUGAAAAAAGUGCUGUUCUUCUCCGCGAUGUGGCUGUAGGGCUUCCGAAUUGGUCUGUGGGGGGGAGCAGCGCCGGUCUUUUGCGUGGGAUGAUACGGCCUCCCGUGGUGCGCCCCCCCCCCAUCCACUCCGCGUCCCGUCCAGAACCGCGUGUGUCAUCGGUGCCAUUCUCGUGCAUUUUGUCACUUACUAGAAGGACAGCCGCUGCACUGCUCCAG
Molecule: messenger RNA, 5940 nt
Organism: Scleropages formosus (Asian bonytongue)
Lineage: Eukaryota; Metazoa; Chordata; Actinopteri; Osteoglossiformes; Osteoglossidae
Gene: ptpro
Product: protein tyrosine phosphatase receptor type O
Exons: 27
Coding region: 421-4119 (1232 amino acids)
Biological process (GO): podocyte differentiation; peptidyl-tyrosine dephosphorylation involved in inactivation of protein kinase activity; negative regulation of canonical Wnt signaling pathway
Cellular component (GO): glutamatergic synapse; GABA-ergic synapse; plasma membrane
Molecular function (GO): Wnt-protein binding; cadherin binding; protein tyrosine phosphatase activity
Source: RefSeq, a predicted model, not a curated record